Messenger RNA from Misgurnus anguillicaudatus (oriental weatherfish), 3409 nucleotides. The record is from RefSeq and is a predicted model, not a curated record. Lineage: Eukaryota; Metazoa; Chordata; Actinopteri; Cypriniformes; Cobitidae.
AGCAUUACGGUUGUUCUCUGUUUGUAUUUGUAAUACUAUAAAGGUAUCAACUCUUUUAUUACACUGCAUGAUUACCUUUGCAAUCAUUUAUUACUGGCUGUGGUAAUAACUUAAUUAAUACAUAGGUUUGAAAGUAGAACCACACACAGUAAAAAGUACCCCACCCAUGUGAACAGAGAGUCCAAAGUUCUUACUAUUAUGUAACUACUCUUAUGUCACUACUAAAGCCAAAGUCCGGUUAGAAAAACUAUAGGCUCUCCCCUAACUCCAUGACUGACUGGCAGAAACUUUCAACAAAGGACUGUUGUGUUCGUACAUCAAACUUGGGAUCUUAUAGCAACUGCACCAGAAAACAAUGGAGUUUGACUGUAAUAAGGACAUUUACAGAACUCAUCCACAGACAAACGUCAGUGCUGUGGCUCAGAAUAGAAGCAAUAUUACAGCACCUGUUUUUAUUAAUUGCACAAUAACCGGCAAUGUUCCCAUAACACAUAAUGCUUCUGGUAUCAGUGGAUAUCACCCUGACAGUGACAAAACACAGCCAUCAGCAAACUCAGUGAUUGCUCAGUAUAAACAGCAGAUUUGCAUUGAGUACCAGCAUGUUACAGAGUAUAACUCACUGCCCGGUGAAAAUGUGCUGCUGUGUCAGCGCUACACUGAACCUCUGAUCAUUCAAAAACAUAGAGAUAAAAAAGAAAGAGAAGAAGAGAUCUCCUCAAAAGGAGAAAGUUUCCAGAAGGUCCUCAGCUCCAGGAGCAGUCAUGAAUCUGUCCUGAACUCUCUGUUUCACACAGAUGACCAUGGGAUCACUCCUAGAGCUGUCAUACUGCAGGGAAACUCUGGGAAUGGAAAAUCUUUUGUUGUGCAGAAGAUCAUGAUGGACUGGGCAUCUGGUAACCUCUACAAAGAUCAAUUUGAUGCUGUGUUUCACUUGAAGUGUAAAGAAAUUAACUGCAUUUCUGGUGAAAAGAGUUUGUUGGAGCUCUUGAGCUGGAGUUGUUGUUUAACUUCAGAUGAGAUCUUACAGAUGCUCCAGCGGUCACCAGAGAGAGUGCUCUUCAUUAUUGAUGGGUUUGAUGAACUCAGACUCACACAGGACGUUUAUUACAUGACAUCACCCACAGAUCCAGACCAGAGAUGCACACCUGUGCUCACACUUUGUGCCCUGCUGAGAGGACAUCUCCAGGCGAACUCUUUUCUCUUGGUCACCAGCAGAUCAACCGCUACAGACACACUAAGCAAACUGCUCAAGAAACCUCAGCGUUUCACUGAGAUUAUGGGCUUCUCUGAAAGGGGGGUGGAGGAGUAUUUCCAGAAGUUCUUUCAGGAUGAGAAACUCUUCAGGAACGCUUAUAUGUUUGUGAAGGACAAUGAAACCCUGUUGACUGCCUGCUCCAUUCCUGUUAUCUGCUGGAUCAUCUGCACAGUUAUCAGAGAAAGAUUCAAUGAUGGUGCAGAUAUAACAAGCGGUCUGGAAACAACCACAUCCAUAUAUGUUGACUUUGUGUUGACUUUACUGGAGCAUCACAGUCAGGGUUUGAAUCAAUCUGUGCCAAAUCUGCUGAUGAGUCUGGGUCAACUGGCAGAGAGAGGGAUGUGGGAACAAGAAGUUCUGUUUGAUGAGAAAAUUAUAAAUGAAACUGUGCAAGAUCCUGCAUGCUGUCCAUUUCUGUGCAAGUUCCUCUUUAAAAGAAGAAUUCAGCAGGAGACAAUGUUCAGCUUCAUGCAUCUCAGCUUUCAGGAGUUCUUCACUGCUCUGUACUAUGUCUGUCUGGAUAAAGACCAGGCCAUGAUGAAUCUUACCAAGCUAUGUACCAUUAGACACACACUACGUGAAUCUUUUUAUCAGCCACCACGUUUUUCAGAUGUGGUGAAGUUUGCUUUUGGUCUAUUAAAUAAGGACUUGCAAUGCACACUUAUAAAGCAUGGUCUGUUUGUUCAUCAAAAUGUAGAGGCCGAUCUGAAACAAUGGUUUAUAAAUAAGAUUUGUAAUAGACCAUGUUUCUUAGAUCCAUUUGUGUUUAACUAUCUUUAUGAACUGCAUGAAAAGAGCUUUGCAGAAGAAGCUAUGCAGACCUGGAAUAAGAUUCAUAUACGUAGCACAAUCUUACGAAGAACAGACUGUUGGGCUUUGAUGUACUGCGCUCAGUGCUGCCACAGCGUCAGAUCACUCAAUCUUGGUUCUUAUUGCGAGUUAACACCUGACAAGUUGUCUAUAAUUCUGCCUGUAGUCCACAAGUUUGAAAGGUUAAGCUUGAAAGUAGGAAACCUAACAGACUCUGAUCUUGUUGAUCUGAUGUGUGCUGUUACAGGAGGAAAGACCCAAAGGGUUAAUGUUAUCCCUGAAUGUGACGGUCCUGCAGAUGAACAUUGUUCUGUCCAUUCAUUAGAACUGUCAGUCAGUGAUGAUGUGUCCAGGUGAGAUGUAUAAAGAACAGGCAUAGCUGCUUAAAGUCACAAUGAAAUAGAAAUAAAAAACUUUUAUAUUGCCUGGAAUAAUGUGAUAAUAUUUUACAAAUUACUUUUCUGUGAGCUUUAUACAUGAUUAAAUCCUGUGACCUUAUAAUCUUUAAUCAAAAACGCAAAUCUCUCUUUUCUUUCAAUACAAUCAGUUCUGGAAGGACUUCUUAAAUAGACUUUUCUCAUGUUUGCCAGAGAAAAGUGACUCAGUGGGUAGCACUGUUGCCUCACAACAAGAAUUAAGGUCUCUGGUUUGAGCCCCGGCAAGGUCAGGUGGCCUUUUUGUUUGGAUUUUGCAUGUUCUCCAUAUGUCAGCAUGGGUUUACUCUGGGUGCUCCAGUUUCCUUCCAAAGGCCAAAAUGUUUUAUUUUGAGCAAACUUUCAAUAAAAAUAUUACUUUGAAAUGUGAAAUGUGUGCUAACUAAGGACUUUAAAGGUCUCGUUCUUUCUGUGUUUUUGAAACUUCGAUUGUUUACAGUGCGCAAUAUAACAUGUGUUUAUGUUUCACGUGUAAAAAAAACGCUGUAUUUUUCACACAAUUGACUUAUCUGUGUAGCGCUGUUUUCCCUGUCCUUAAAACGGGCUGAUGUCUUUCUUGGUCGUCCCUCCUUUAGAAAUGCAUAACGAGUUCUGAUUGUGUAGUUUGUUUAGUGUGUUGUGAUUCCUGUGGGCAGAGGUUAGUUAAAAAAACUGUUCUAGUGACGUCAUUAAAGCAGGAAGUAGAGGGCUGUAAUCCAAACCGGUCGUUCGCUGGAGGCUUUAAAAGGGGAAUUCUGUAAAAGAAAAUAUAUCGCCUGGCAGUGAACUUUGAGCUUUAUCAUUUUACAGGUAUUAUUUAUGCUAUUAUAGCAACAUUACACACUAACUAGGGUUUAAAAAUGGGAUCAGAAACAACGUGAAUAUUGUUAGCUUACAGACUCACAAUAACAAAAUAACUCUAACUGAUAUU